AGGAUGAGAUUAAUGUGUCGGACUAACUUGUCAUUUUAAUGCCUCAUGAACUGGUGAUGGAUUUGUUAGAUGUUUAUGCUUUCUAUGUGAUAUCAUUUUAUUUAGAACAAGUCGGUAGUUCCAAAAUAAAUUGGACUGAAAUGGAGUUUAGAAUUCCUUCCACCUUCUCAUGACGUGUUACAGUCUGUUGUGGUUUUCAACGACAAAUGACAGGGUGUGUGUGAGUGCGUGAGGGGGGUGUUAACAUCCAUCGCCCAUGAUGCAUCGCUGUUACAACAGACCAAGUUCGGCUCACAUGUAGUUUCUGGCUCUGUGGGUCCGUCAUUUGAGGGACGCUGGUGUUAAACCGGGCUGGUUCAGAUUAACUUUGUCUGCAAAUCGGUGGAAGCCCAACCAGGAAGCGCACACACACGCGCGCGCACACAACACACACACGCGCACACACAUCGCAAGCAGCGCCACCGACCGUCCUCCACUCCUCCCCAGCUCUCCCAGUUACGGAGCUCUGCCAUCGCACCAGUCCGACUUCCCCCCUCGCUUCCCCCCGAACCUUCGCUCGACGCCUCCCGGCUGCCAGGAGGAAGUGUGUCGGCGAACCGCUCUGUGAAGAAGCAUGUGAUGACUCACGCAAAGCAGAAAGGUUCCCCCAGGCAGAGCCACAUAGCUGCCGAGUGGUGGGACGGCUCCCCUCUCGGGCCACAUGCUGGCACGAUGGGUGGUGGUGUGGCGGAGCGAUUGUUGAGGUUUGGAAGGACCAAGAAGAUCAGCGUAGUCAAACAAGGGAGAAGGAAAGCCGAGAAGAUGAGCCACAAGAGAGCGCAGGAGCGUGACCUGAAGGUCCCUGGUAUCAAGAAGCGGGACAGGAAGCUGUAUCCUCUGCGAGGGCGUGCUGGGGGCUCAGAGGGAGGCGGUCUCAGCUGCCACGUCCUCCUCACGAGGCUGGAAAGCACCAAGGAAUUGAAAAGUACCCAACAAAAAGAAGUGAAUUUGCUCAACCACAAAUCCAAGAAAGUUAAAAGCAGCCCUCAAGUUGAGGCAACUUCACCCAAAAACAAAUUGAAAUUCACCCCCCCAGUAAAAGGGGCGAGUGUCCUUGAUCUACAACCACGCAAGCGACGGCUUGCCUCCCUGAAUGCUGAGGCAGUGAACAGUCUGCUGCUUGACAGAGCGACUGACCUUCAGCCAGCUGCCAAGCAGGCCAAAAAACAGGAAGAACUAUUGAAUGCUGGUGUUUCUUCAGACGCAGAUCCAACUAGAACUGGCAACUCGGGAGGUCAAAAGACCAACAGAGGAAACACCAAUAAGGGUCCCGGCACGCAGAAACAGGAGCAGUGCCAAAGCUCAAAGCAGGCCAAGAAGACCAAAGCAUGCCGAGUGGAGGAAACACAGGCGGCAAGUCUUAAAAUCUUGGAUGCCCCUGCCCCGAGAAGACUGGCAGGUCUUAAUGCUGCUGCCUUGCUGAAAUUAACCAGCACGUCUGCUACGAGUAAGCAACGUGUGAAGCCUACAGCUACAGUCACAGCAGAAUGUAAGUCCAGAGUGAAACACAAAGAGCGAUCGCAGAAGCGGAACGGCAAAGGCGACUCCCCUCUGCACACUGGCUGCACGGUCUGCAAGAAAAAGGCCGACUUUGAAGACAAGGUGGAGUGGGAGAUUGGCAACUGCACUCACAGGCUCACCAAGCCAGGCUACCAGUCGCGCAGCGUGCUGGGCUAUCCCUUAAAACAAGUGAAGGAAGAGCAGCUGGAGACAGAGCUGAGCCCAUACUACUGCUGUCCACCAGAGGGCUCAGUGGAAUACUGCCAUCGCUUGGCCUUUUUUCUCGGCCAGCAGACUUACGGAGAGUCAAAUGAUCCGGCGCUUAACUCGGCCAUGACUCCCGUGAAACGCGAGUGCCUCGUCACAUCACCGUCCCUGACACAUUCCCACCCGCACACGGCCCUGACCCUCAGUCCCCACCCAUGCCUCUGUACAGCCGAGCACUGCUUCUCCAGCUACUACGUGCACAUCGCCCACCCGACACACACUGGAACAACGUCAGCUAGUCUGGCUUCGCAACCUCUGAACUUUGCCCCACCCAACAUGUGCCCGAACAGGAUGACUGACUCCAAGCUGCUAGGUCCGAGGAUGUCCCACCCUUCAGGGCUCCCUCAUCCUGCGUACUGCAACUCUGUCGGGUCUCCCUGUUACAAUGAAGCGUGCAGCAUCAGUGGGUACACCUACAGGACAAUGCCUCCCGUCAACAGCAGGGGGUGCUCUUUUAGCACAGGAUGCACUGGAUGUACACACGGCAUCAAAACAGAGGGUUACUCUUCCCCUCAGGGCGACCACAGCUCCUCACUCCUCGUCUCCAGCUGCCCUCUCUCCACCGUGCCGACCUCCACCCAAACCAACUCCCACCUGCUGACCCCUGUGUCAGGGCGGGACCAGCCUCAGGCCCGGUUAAAACUGGCCACAGAAUGUCCACAGAGCACCAAACCUUCUAACGGCUCCCUGUCCAGCGGUCGCACACGGCUGUCCCAGAAACAGCCCGCGAAUGUGCCAAGCCUCAGCAGCACCAAACAAAAGAAAGUCAGCCGCAGACGGGCCACCAAUGGCUGGAGGCCCGUCGGAGUUCCCACAGAGAAGGAGGUUUUCAUUGCGGGAGAGGACGAGUCAGCCUUGCGGCAGUGUUACGAAGGAGUGGAGAGGGACGGUGAAGUGAUCCGAGUUAGAGACACGGUUCUGCUGCGAUCUGGCCCCAGGAAGAAGUCCCUCCCUUAUGUCGCCAAGAUUUCGGCUCUAUGGGAAGACCCCAAAACUGGAGAGCUGAUGAUGAGCCUCUUCUGGUACUACCGACCUGAACACACACAGGGAGGCCGAGAUCCCAGCACACACUGUCAGAAUGAGAUUUUCGCCUCUCGACAUCAGGACGAGAACAGCGUGGCCUGCAUAGAGGACAGGUGCUACGUCCUCCCUUUAGCCCAGUACUGUAGAUAUUGUGCCUUGGUGAAGCGCCAUGCCGAAGGCGCCCCACCUGGCGGUGCCAGAAUGGUGCCCUGCUGCUCUGACUUCGCCCCCCCCUCCCACCGCUGCGUGCCCACAGACGUCGACCCGGAGCUGGUGUAUCUAUGCCGGCAUGUCUACGACUUCCGCUACGGACGCAUCCUGAAGAACCUGCAGUAGAAGAGGAGUCCGCCGCCGAAAUCAAUCAUCGCACGGCUCCUCGUCCUGCAUGGACCGAGCUGAAGAAGCAACCACCCCCCGACGUGAGGGGGGCGAGGUUACGGGGGGCGGGAGGGGUGUGUUUGCAGACAGAUGAAGCAAAAAGUGUUUGUGACAAAUGAUGAAGCACAGAUCCCUUUAGUUGACUGAGGAAGGUUUACAAUGGCGCCGACAUUUCCUGGUUUGGAUUAGGAAGUGAGAUUUCAUUCAUCAGCUUCCACCACACUCAGAGGUUACGCGAGAGCCAAGCUUGUGUGCCUCCCCAACCCUCCGUACCUGCCAGGAACACUGAACACCAGGCUCAACUAGGCCGCUGUCAGUGUCCCCUCCGGCGUCUUAGCGCCAGAGUCAUGUUUGUUCCAUUUGUAAGCCAGUGGCUCGGGGAUGGUCCGGUGCGGAGGUGCUGCCGGGAACACAAGCCUGCGCUGUCAGCUCAUUGUUAACGCCGCUCAAGCAGCCGGGCUGAAGGAGCAGCUAAUGGAGAGUGUCGUCUUAUUCCUCCUGAUUUCAGCUUAACUCCGCCAAGUGUGCGAGGGAAAGAGCGAGUGGGAGAGUGAGUGUUGUCACUAUGGAUCACCGUGGACGUGUGCGAUGCUUUUUGAGGAGGCUUUUAGGCAAUCAAACCAAACAAGCAGCUUUAGAGGAAGCCGAGCUCUCUCUCUCUCUUUCACUCUCUCUCUCUCUCCGUCCGUCCUCUCUCCUCGGUGCGCCGACACUGACGGAGAUGUUUUCAUCUCGCGCGGCGCUCUGCACAAUCUAAAUGACUGAACAUGAAAGAGGUUUGUCAGACAGAUCUUUUCUCACCACUUGAGAGCAGGGUUUAUUUAGUUCUCUGGCCAGGACCCAAAAAUGGCUUUUCAAUGAUCUGCCUGUUGGAAUCCUACCUUCCUCCGCGUGAGGCAGCGUCCACACGACCAGGUUUUCUUGCUUGAAUGAGACAAACUGUCGGUGUGGUUUUCUGCCGUCUUGAGCCGUCCACUCAUCACCUCUGACUGACUAAAGUUAUGCUAACACUUCACGCGCUACUCACCCACCUAAAAAAAAGUAGGUCAAUCUGCCGGAGGUGGGUUGAAAUACAUGAGACCUUUCAAAUUUUUCCUGCACCCUGCACACUCUGAUUAAAAACAAAACUACUAAUGAAUUGUGCUGACGUAGUCGCCACAGAAGCUACGGCCCUUUUCUCUAGUUCUAGUAUAGUUACAGUUCGGUAGGAGGAACUUUGUUCUUUCUCUCAUUCUACGUCAUCGAAUUGAUUUACGAGCCCUAUGUUAUGUAAAGUGUGUUAUGGACAAAAAGUUGUUGAAGCUUCAGAAUCUAAAAAGUGACUUAUACUAAUGUGGCAUUUUGUAAUUGAAAUCAUCCUAUGAAAUACUUAUUUAUCCUUAUUUAAGUUGUUUAUAGCUAAUAAAAUCUAUUUAUUGUUUUAUUCUUCUCUUCAAUUCUGAAUCUUCAAAUUCUUAGAAGAUUUGGCUCUAAAAUUCGAGUCAACCUUUUCAUUAUCUCCUUUUCAGGAAAGAUUUAAAUAAGAUGUGCUACCAGGAAGUGGUGGAGAUAUGCAGUUGUUUUUUCUCUAUAUUGGUGCCAACAAUUAUCCACAGCCAUAUCGUAACUGAAUUUAUUUAUCUGUUUUUAGUGAUUUAUUGUCCUUACACCCCCAAAAUACGAGGCUUGUGUGCAGUGAUGCUUGUUCAAAAUUAAAAAAUAAAAAAUCUCAGUCAAGGAUUCUUUUAUUUAUUAUAACCAUAUAGUGUAGUUCUAUUAAAUUCACUUCAAAUUGUCAUAGUGGGGAGAAUAAAAGCAGUCCCUUCUAAAAUAGUACAACCAUCUAACAGUGCAUUCUACUCUCUGCUGACCCCUGUGGCGAGUCCAUUGAACUGUAAAGUUCUUCAGUCAUCUCCGAAACGCAAACCAAAGGGCAUCACAGGAUCCAUCACUUGCUACUGUUCCAUUCUUAUAUUGCACUAAUUCAUUCCUUGAAAGCAACGGUAGACUUUCCUUGCUUGAAUAACUCUGGCUGUGUUAGUGAAGGACGUGCUUAUUCAGCCCCAAAAUCAUGUUCACACUUCCUUGGAAAACGAAUAUAUAAAUGUGUGGUAUGUGUGUAGCACAUUGUUGUUGAUGGUGCUAAGGAAAGGUGAGGACAAGAGUAGCCCCAUGUUAGAUGCAGCGUGUGAGUGGUGAGGCUACAGUUGUGGAGUAUUUAACCUGAAGCCAUCCAAGACUCGGAUCAAGCCUGAUUCUAAUCGUCCUAUUUCUAUGAUUGCCCAGAUUCUUCAAAGAGGUAAUAUAUAUAUAAAUAUAAAGCUAUAUUCUCCUACUUUACGAUUGCUCCUUAUUAAGAAUAUUUUGUUAUGUCAAUUUCCUAAAGUGGCAUAUGCAAUAUUUUUUUAGAAUAUUUUUUAGAAGUGGAACAAAUCCUGAAAAACUUAUUUCCCAGUUUGAAAUUUGACCAAAUGAAAGAAUCACAGAAUGAUGUCAUCACGAGUCGUCUAUUGAGGUGUAUAUAUAUAUAUAUAUAUAUAUAUAUAUAUAUAUAUAUAUAUCUUGAGUUUACUCUAGGAGGCGCUCUUUUUGGAAAGAAAAAAAAAUGCUGAUGCGCAGUGUGUUGGUAUAUUUUGCGAGAGCUGUGGUGAUUUUAUUUAAGAUGCAUAUUUAAGGAAAAUACAAGAUAUAUUGAGAUUUGAAUUUUAACUUAUUUGAAAGUGUUGAUUUGAUGAACUUCUUCCUGUUUAUGUUUGUGCUGCAGGAUAGAGCUUAUUUUGUCAAGUGAUGAGAUAGGUAGGACGAAGUGUUUGGCAAAUGUUCAGGAUCACUGGGAAAUUAUUUGCCAUUUUUUCAAAUGGAACAUUUGGUCGGUUCAGACCAAAAAGGUCACGGUUUGACUCGGGGUUAAGGCAACUCUGGGUUUGGAGUGAACCUGUUGAGAGCCUUUUUCUCCUUGUGCUUCUGUAGGGUAAAUCAUGCUUUGGCCUUGAACAACCGUUACAACAAAACCUCACCUUGUUUUUGAAAUGUGAGCGCCACCUACUUAGCUCUAAGGAUGAGGACACUGUUUCAUGACGCCUCAUUCUCCCAUCACUAGGAAACUUUGGCACGUUUUUGUGAGAUGCUUUGUACGAAAAUCACCCUCAAAGAGACAUGGUCUGUUUACACUCUCAUUUCCAUCAUAAACUGUCCCAGAUAUGUUUUCUGGCUCACAACCUGUUUAAGAUUUUGUCCCCUUUCUGUAAGUGUGUUCGACACCCAUUGCCCUCAGUGUCAGUGGUGUGAGUGGUAGACACAAUUUGAAAAAAGUGGCUACUAAAUGCUAAUUUUUUCAUUUCCAACAUUAACUUCCUGACCUGUCGUGCAACUCAGAUCGGGACUGUUUCCCAGCCACUCAUACACCCAUAUUAUGGCCUUUGUUUUGGGCACCAGAAGCUGUAUUUGGUGGUCUUAAAUCAUUUGGUCAGUUGGUUGAUAGAUAUUUUAAUGGCUUCUUAAAUCAUUUGAUGAAAACUGACCGCAUCACAAAGUCAGUUCAACAGGUUGUUAGUGUGGAUUCAGGUUCCGUAUUUCAGAAGCACCUUUGGCCAUCUUACUGGUCAAAGAUUCAAGGUGUUCUGCACGAUGACAGCACGUCGAAGCGACCAAUGUUUCAGAGAGUGGUCCUUAACUUUUUGCCAAACCUGUAAUUGGUGGUAGAAAAUGUUUAGAGCUUGUAUUAUUCAGGUGGGAAUCAUGAGAGGAGACAGAAACAAUUCAUCAGAUUGGGGUCUCCAAGGCGACACGCAGGGAAACAUCUCUGAAUUAAGCGAAUUCAAAUGUUGAAUUAUUCAAAUCAGUUUUAUCAUGAUGGAGCUCCGAUAUCCCCAGAUCUGCUGGCUUUUCUUCCAGAUGUGUGUCGAUGUUGUGAGGAGAGCUGUCGAGAGCCCCUGCUGGCUGUCCAUCCUAAUAGAUGAGAGUCAGGAGGACGUGGCCUUGAGUGCUCUUCCCCCUCGUGCUGGCCAGCCUUGAAUCAAAGCAUGGACUAGAUUGUAUGUUCUUAUUUAUGUGACUUCAUUUCAUAGCAGCUUUGCAUGCACUUAGUGGCAGAACCACCAUGACUCUCAGGCCGGGCCAGCACUCAGGAGAGGACGGCGUUGAUCACUCCACAAGGUCAAACCCAUGAGAUUCAGCUUCCUGUGGUCUGUAGAUGCUUAAUGUUGACAUAUAUUUUGAUAUAUUUGGAGACAGCGGGGAAUAAAGCUAGUUAUUUUUUGGAGUAGAGAAGCAAUGUGUGUAUGAUAUUGUCACUUUGUCAUGCUCUCUGAAAUGAUCUUGAUUUUUUUUUUUGAAGGCUUAUAUAACAUACCUACUGAUCUAUUGUUUAUGGAAAGAAUAUUUAUAAAUUUGAAGUUCUUUGUGAGAAAACCUGUGUGUGUGUGUUUGAUUGACCGAACUUGCUGUCGGAUCAGUACAUAAUUUGGAAGCACAUAUUGAAAUAAUAACUCUUAUAAAUGUGAAUUUGAAAUACAUGUAUCAGUAAUUAUAAUUAUUAAUGAGGUCAAACAGAAAUGAAUAAAUAUAGAUAAUAAAAUGGUCUGGUUAUUCGAUUUUUGUAUAAUUUCAUUUUAAAUAAAUAUACACAUAAAUAAAAAGGAACCAAAAAAUGGAAAAGUAGUGGAAAAUAAUUGAAUAAAUAUCCCACCUAAUGGGUAAAAUGAAAAUAUAUAAAUAUACAUAAAUAUAAAAUGUGUAAAUUAUGUUAAUGUAUUGAAAUGUGUACAAUACAUUAAAUUAAAAAAUUGCUCACAGAAGGGAAAGUCACUCCUCUGCAUACCAGCAUUGUUGCAUUUAGGGUUACAUGACUGCUUGGAAAACCUACAGGAUAAAUAAACAUUAGCUCUGAAAAUAAAAAAUAAGAAAUAAGUGCCUUGUAAAAAAAAAAUAAUUUUAGAGAAACAGAAAAUUGUUAAAAGAAAAAAAAAGGCCAAUGACCGAUCCCAAAUACAAAACUGGUAAAUUAAAUUAACAUAAUGAAAGGGAUAAAGGUGAUUUAUCAGCACAAAAUCAAAUUAUAAACAU
Messenger RNA from Synchiropus splendidus (mandarinfish), 8250 nucleotides. RefSeq names its product bromo adjacent homology domain-containing 1 protein. Gene Ontology annotation, molecular function: chromatin binding. The transcript is spliced from 7 exons. The record is from RefSeq and is a predicted model, not a curated record. Bases 619 to 3165 code for a protein of 848 amino acids. Lineage: Eukaryota; Metazoa; Chordata; Actinopteri; Syngnathiformes; Callionymidae.